GUAUGUGAGCAGAGCAUCUUUUAUGCCCAAAGGCACAUCGCUUUCAAUGGGUGUGUUACAGGAUUCAGAGGUUCAUUUCAGAACCUGUAUUUCAGUCUCUGAGACAGCUUUCUUUGCUCCACAGUUCUCAAAAACUGACCUCCAAGAUGGCUUUCCAGUAUCCAGACGCUCACCGUGACGAUGCAGCUGUGGAUGACUAUCAUGGCCACAAAGUGCCAGAUGCGUACAGCUGGCUGGAGGACCCGGGCAGUGAAAAAACACGGGACUUUGUCAGUGCUCAGAACCAGCUGACUCUGCCGUUCUUGGAGAGCUGUGAGGUGCGAGACCUGUUCAAGAAUCGCAUGACUGAGCUGUAUGACUACCCCAAGUAUAGCUGUCCCUUCAAGAGGGGGAGCAGGUACUUUCACUUCUACAACUCAGGUCUCCAAAACCAUAGUGUGAUGUAUAUGCAGGAGAGCCUGGAUGCCGAGCCCAUAGUCUUCUUGGAUCCAAACACGUUUUCUGAAGAUGGGACUGUUGCCCUCCAAGGCUGUUCAUUCUCUGAGGAUGGGGAGUACCUGGCGUAUGGCACCUGUACUGGUGGUACAGACUGGACGGAGAUCCACUUUCUGCAAGUUAAAGGUGCCAUCCCUCUGGAGGACCACCUGGUGCAUGUCAAGUUUAGCUGCUUGUCGUGGACUCAUGAUGGGAAGGGGAUUUUCUACAACACCUACCCCACCGAGGAUGGCAAGAGUACUGGCAAAGAGACCUACAGCAAUAUGAACCAGAAGCUGUACUACCAUGUUUUGGGGACUCCACAGUCUAAGGAUGUACUGUGUGCUGAGUUUCCUGAACACCCCAAGUGGAUCAGUAUAGCUGAGGUAUCAGAUGAUGGACGCUACGUGCUGCUGACUGUCAGGGAAGGCUGUAAUCCUGUCAACAGACUGUGGUAUUGUGACCUUCAGACCAUUCCCCAGGGCAUUACAGGAGUUUUGCCGUGGGUGAAACUAAUUGACAACUUUGACGCUGAGUACAAAUACGUGACCAAUGAGGGCACGCUGUUCACAUUCAAGACCAACCUGGACGCCCCACGUUACCGCCUCAUCAACAUCGACUUUGCCUCCCCUGACCAAAGCAACUGGAAAGAGCUCAUUCCUCAGCAUGACAAAGAUGUUAUUGUGUUCGCCACCUGUACGUACUCCACCUACCUGUUUGUUUGCUUCCUCCAUGAUGUCAAGAACGUGUUGAAAAUGUAUCAGCUGAGCACAGGGGAGGAGCUGAGGACCUUCCCCCUUGACGUCGGCUCUGUGGUGGGUUUCACGGGGCGCAAGAUCAACUCCGAGAUAUUUUACCAGUUCACCUCCUUCCUCUCCCCAGACAUCAUCUACCACUGUGACCUGACUAAGCUGCCGCUGCAGCCCCACGUCUUCAGAGAGGUCACCGUCAAAGGCUUCAACCCCUCUGACUACCAGACCAUCCAGGUCUUCUAUCCCUCCAAAGAUGGCACUCAAAUCCCCAUGUUUAUUGUUCACAAGAAGGGCAUCAAAUUGGAUGGCUCCCAUCCAGGUUUUCUGUACGGCUAUGGUGGUUUUAGCUACUCCAUCACACCAAGUUACAGCGUUUCCCAUCUCGUCUUUGUCAGACAUAUGGGGGGAAUCCUGGCUGUUGCCAACAUUCGAGGAGGAGGGGAGUAUGGGCAGACCUGGCACAAAGCUGGCAUGUUGGCCAGCAAACAGAACUGCUUCACUGACUUCCAGUGUGCAGCUGAAUAUCUCAUCAAGGAGGGAUACACUUCUCCUUCCAAGCUGACCAUAAAUGGAAUGUCUAAUGGUGGCCUGCUUGUAGCGGCCUGUGCAAACCAGCGACCUGACCUUUUUGGCUGUGUGGUGGCUCAGGUGGGCGUCAUGGACAUGCUGAAGUUCCACAAGUUCACCAUCGGCCACGCCUGGACCUCAGACUACGGUUGUUCAGAUAACAAAGAACAGUUUGACUGGCUCAUCAAGUACUCCCCACUUCAUAAUGUCCGCGUCCCUGAAGACAACGGGGUCCAGUACCCCGCGAUGCUCCUGCUAACAGGGGACCAUGAUGACCGCGUGGUGCCUUUCCACUCCCUCAAGUACAUCGCCACCCUGCAAUACGUUGUAGGCCGCAGCCCCAAGCAGACGAACCCCCUGUUCAUCCUCGUGGACACAAAGUCAGGCCACGGCCAAGGCAAGCCCACCAACAAGGUCAUCCAGGAGGUGGCAGACACCUACGCCUUUAUUGCUAAGUGUCUCAACAUUUCCUGGGUCAAAUAAGCUUUACCGCAAAUGUGUGUGCGUGUUUCAAGAGAUGGAAACAAAUGCAACUGGACUUGGUUAUAUGUCUUUGAAGAUGUUUCGCCUCCCAUCCAAGAGGCUUCAUCAGCUCGUCUAAACUAGACCAGGCUAGUCUGACCAGCUGGUGGGGAGCACAGGCAUUUAGCCUCUGUGCAGUCGUUACCACAGUUAGGCCUUCUGUGUUGGGUCAUACGUUUGUAUACUGGUUGUUUUGUUUCACCAGUAUACAGGUCUGGGUAUUCCUUGUUGCAUUGGACCACAUACACCGGGUUGAUUUUCUGGGUAUGUGGUGUGCAGUCUUUUGCAUGCACCAGUCUUUGUCUUUGUGUUCCACACCGAGGGGACCAAGAUGUUGGCUACAUGUUUGGCAAUGUUGUAUGUAACUGAGUUGAUGCGGCUGACGAUGGGCCAGAGGGGCGCCCCAUCUUUGUCAAUUCAGUUCAAUUCAAUUCAAUUCAAUUUUAUUUAAGCUGCCAAUUUAUAACACAGUUAUCUCGACACUUUACAGGUGUGUA
This is a messenger RNA of Scatophagus argus, 2812 nucleotides long. Its product is annotated as prolyl endopeptidase-like. Gene Ontology annotation, biological process: proteolysis. The record is from RefSeq and is a predicted model, not a curated record. Lineage: Eukaryota; Metazoa; Chordata; Actinopteri; Scatophagidae. The transcript has 14 exons. Gene Ontology annotation, molecular function: oligopeptidase activity; serine-type endopeptidase activity. The coding region runs from base 147 to 2276 and encodes 709 amino acids. Gene Ontology annotation, cellular component: cytosol.